Molecule: messenger RNA, 1787 nt
Organism: Brachypodium distachyon (stiff brome)
Lineage: Eukaryota; Viridiplantae; Streptophyta; Magnoliopsida; Poales; Poaceae
Product: protection of telomeres protein 1b
Exons: 10
Coding region: 43-1542 (499 amino acids)
Biological process (GO): regulation of telomere maintenance via telomerase; telomere capping
Cellular component (GO): nuclear telomere cap complex; chromosome, telomeric region
Molecular function (GO): G-rich strand telomeric DNA binding; telomerase inhibitor activity
Source: RefSeq, a predicted model, not a curated record
CCUGUUGGAGACGGGGAUUUCUACCGAAGGGAAACGUUUCAUAUGCACGUGUCCCUCUCGCACUGUCGCACAAAUCGUACUAUGGCGGCGGCAGCGGCACACGAGCGGAAGCGGCAGCGCGAGGGCAACGCGGCUCCAUCGACGGCGGCGGCGGCGGCAGGGGAGGCCCAGUACGUGUACCUGCCUAUCGCCGACGCCCUUAAGGUCCCCGGUGUCCGUGUCUGCCUCUUCGCGGCCGUCUCCGAGAUCGGCGCCGUCGUCCGCAGCCGAGGCACUGAUUUCACUCUUACACUGAGGAUUGUUGAUCAAUCACGUACAUCUGGGAUCUCUGUGACAUUUUUUGCAGAUAACACUGCACUGCUGCCCUGUGUUAGGUCAACCGGAGAUGUGAUCAGUCUCCAUAAUGUUGUGAUAACAAUGCAUUAUGGAGAAUUCUUUGUAACUGUCAACAAAAAGUUUUCUUCAUUUGCACUAUUUGAAGGGAAAGUGUCUACAGAAUUCAGGCCGUACCAGGCUUCUAUGAAAUAUCAUGGAAGCAAACAUGACGAUGGAAUUUUAACCCAGACGAGAAUGUGGCUUGUGUAUCAUCCUCCAGGUCUGAAAGAUCUUGAAUUGCAACUAAGCAGUAUAAAGUCAGAUUCUACUUUCGAUCUUGUAUGCAAGGUACUUCAUGUCUGUCAAGCUCCGAGUGGGGAAUGGAUUUUCUAUGUUUGGGAUGGAACUGAUGCUCCUACGACUGAAUUUCAGACAUUUUCGGACACGGAAGCAGUUCCAUCAGUCCCUCUACAUCUUGAAGGAGCACCUUUACCCAGGGAGGUUUUAUGCACACUGCCUUGUAUUGGGACUGUCCUGCGGGUUUUCACAAACAAGUUUUCAAAGGAAAUAUUGCACUUGCAAAAGGAUAUUUAUUGGGCCAGGUUCUGCAAUAUUACUUGCAAACAUGAGUUUGGCAUAUGGAAAGGCACUUUGCUACCUUCCAGUCGAGUUCGUCUUUUAUCGAAUGAAGAUGGCAGUGUGGUUGAACGAUCGAAGAUGUAUGACAGUCGUUGUGCCAUCCAAGUUCAUCGACAGCCAAUGGCUGGCCUCCACAAGGCCCCUGAUAUUACUGAUGUGGAGUACAAAAGAGCAGGUUACACGACAUUAAUGGAGUCGCUCACUCAUGGACAGGUGACACAUAAAUUCAAAACCCUGGUCCGUAUUGUCGCAGCAUAUCCAUGUCAAGGCAAUGACCUCCAUUCACUAGUGACUGGGAAUUAUUGUCUCCGGUUGACUCUUGAAGAUCCUACAGCCAGAAUUCAUGCCUACGUCCACAAGGAGGAUGGGGUCAGAUUUUUCGGCGGUUUUCUCACUCCGGACGCGUUGACCAGAAAGAUGAACAGGCUUUUGGGUGUUCCAGAGCCAGAAGAAGCUGACGAAGAAGGUACCCCGUUGACCAGGAAUCCGCCUUGGGUAUGGUGUUGCCUGAAAUCCUACCGUCUGGACAAGGACGACCCCUGGGGCAGCAGGCGGUACCGGAUCUUCGGCACAGAGAUCAGGGAUUGAGAUGGAACCUUGGACUUGGAGACGAAGCCGUGUACAGUAGUAUUUGUUUUUCCGCGUCCAAACCAUAGACAUCCUGCCUGCCUUGGCAUGGAUCUUGCUAGGAUGGAUGGAAACGGAAUGGAACACUCUUCAAGACUUCCAGUUGCUGCUAUUGUUCCCUUCCUAGAGCCACUUUGUUGUUGUAGCAGUACUCGAUUUUGUAGUUAUUCAUCACUGGUGCCGUUCUGUAUGCUUCACUUCUGCUC